Molecule: messenger RNA, 2096 nt
Organism: Oncorhynchus tshawytscha (Chinook salmon)
Lineage: Eukaryota; Metazoa; Chordata; Actinopteri; Salmoniformes; Salmonidae
Product: E3 ubiquitin-protein ligase TRIM33-like
Exons: 10
Coding region: 211-2010 (599 amino acids)
Molecular function (GO): protein binding
Source: RefSeq, a predicted model, not a curated record
UCCCCUGUCAUCUCUUUGCUUCUUUUCUCUCUUCAUCCAUCAACAUCAAUCUAUAUCAUCCCAUCUUCCGCUGUCCCGGAGAAAAGGAAAAGCACUACCACUCUUCUCAUUAGGUCAGAAACACAGUUCUUCUGUAGUCACACACUCGUUGCUUAGAAAAGUUUAUUGUUGCACUAUUGGGACAUUGUAGAGGGAUCCAGUUCGCUGGCGAUGGCAGCGGCGGCCCGCAGGCGCCAUGGCAACAUGCCCCAAAGGCGGGCGACUUUGUUGCCGCGGGGAUUCCAGCGCUCCAUGGCCAAACGGGUGACAUCCACAGCAACGGAGAGACAGCCCACUGGGAAGACUGAGACUACUGGCCCAAACCUGGUAACCACAGCAGGUGCACCGAGGCAGACAACACAGCAGCCUGGCACUAUUCAGCCCUGUGGGAUAGAAAUGGGGCCGGGUUGGACAUUUAUCUGCAAAGCCAAGAUGUCCCCCUCAUCCCCUCAGCAGCGUCGAAAUCACCCUGACACAACCAUCGCUCCUUUGACAGUCUGUCAGACAGAGCCCGACAUACAGAGUUCUCAUGUAUGGGUCCAUAGUGGGAAGAACAGAGAGGCUGAUGGGAAUAACAGAACCAUAGCAGCUUCACUGGAGAGAAUCAGGAUCCAUCCAGAGUCCCAGAGGAUUUUGGGCAGUACCUGUGUAGCCACUGUGCGUCUGGAGCGUCUGAGGAUCAAACUUGACCCCGGACAGUCAGUUGCCCUGUCAAUGGUACCGCCACUGGUGUCUUUGGUGUCACUGUUACGCCAACCACACUCAGAGUUGCUGACUGACCACGCUGCGGCGCCUCUGCCUGCAGUCAUUACCCCAGAGGAGCAUGUCCAACAGACAGGGUCCAGUCUGGAUUUCCAGCAGAGUUCAGCAAACAGAGAAGAGUCAUCUGGAUCAGAACCAGGGGCCUCCGGGAUGGAGCCAACACAAAUACAGGGGCCCCUUUGGACUGAACCACCACACCUUCAGGAGAGACCUGCACUCCCAUCGCCCCCUAUAGGACAAGCACCAGAAUCAGAUCUAGUACUCGACUUGGAGUCUGAAUCGGAGUCUGAAUUGGUUCCAGAUCUGAAAUCUGGCUCAGAUUCACUGGAAAUAGAAUCAGACCUGAAGCCAAAGUCAGUACUGAAUCUGCCAAUGGAGUUAGAUCCAAAGUUGGAAUCAGAAACAAAACUGGAAUCUGAUUGGGAGCCUGCAGAUGGGGAGAACAGUGAGGGGGGUCAUGUGGGGCAGUGCGCACCUAUCGAUGGGUCUAUAGUGUCCCAGGAGCAGCCUGAGAACGAGAAAGGGGCAGCAGGGAUGGAGAGUGAGGAUUUCUGUGCGGUGUGCUUCAAUGGGGGCGACUUGCUGUGCUGCGAUGGCUGCCCUAAGGUCUACCACCUCUCCUGCCACAUACCACCCCUCCGAAGCUCCCCACUGGGCGACUGGGUGUGCACAUUGUGCCGGAGUGACCAAGAACCUGGGGUGGGCUAUGACUGUGAGACCAUACAUCCCUCGACAGACCACCAGGGGGCAGGCACACCAUACACACUGUCCAGCCUGGACCAAAGAAGGUGUGAGAAGCUGACUCUUCUGUUGUCCAGCCACGUCCUCAGUGCUCCAUUCCAGGAGCCUGUCAGCCCACUGGCUCGUCAUUACUACCAGAUCAUUAAGAGGCCGAUGGACCUAUCAGUGAUCAGGAGGAAGCUGGACCAGAGGAACACUCUUCACUACUUCACAGCCCAGCAGUUUGUGGACGACGUCCUACUCAUGUUCAGGAACUGUGCAACUUUCAAUUAUCCGGAUUCUGAGGUCGCCAACGCAGGUCGUAACCUGGAGGUGUUCUUCCUGUCCAAGCUGAGGGAGGUGUUUCCCAGCCAAGCCUUCCCCACGCUGACCCAGGACAGAGCGAAAAGGAACAGUCUCGCUUGGCUGAACAGGAAAAGGAGGGACUACCACAGGAAGAAGAAACGAGGUCACUUCCUUGACUUCUGAAGUGGUCUGGUGUAAUGUUGUAUGGUGACAAAACAUCUCACAUAGUUGUAUAUUUUUAAUAUUAAUUAAACCUUAGUCUGGCUAUA